Molecule: messenger RNA, 345 nt
Organism: Colletotrichum gloeosporioides
Lineage: Eukaryota; Fungi; Ascomycota; Sordariomycetes; Glomerellales; Glomerellaceae
Exons: 1
Coding region: 1-345 (114 amino acids)
Source: RefSeq, a predicted model, not a curated record
AUGAAACUCAGCGUUUUCUUGUCCGUCGCCAUCAUCGCCACGAGCGUCAGCGCAGGCAGCCACGGCUGGAGCCGCCCCAAACACCUGGACAAGAUACCCCAAGACAAGGGCCUACCCCUUCAUCAAAUUCCUGAGUGCUGGCAGGGCUGCUUCCAGUCCACGAACCACGCCUACGGCGGCGGCGACUUCAACACAAUCAGCCAAAGGGACUUUUGCGAGGACAAGUGGGCGCAUCUUCGCUCCUGGGCCAAGACGUGGGGUCACACCUGCGGCAUGAUCGAGUGCAAAGACAAGGAGGACGGCUAUCGAAUGGUCCGCUGGUAUAACUCCAUAUGUAUGAUUUGA